AUGCCGGCCGAGCGCGUCGACGUCGCGAUCCUCUCGUGGACGCUGGUGCGGGCGUCCGACCCGCCGCGGGGCUUCCCCGCGGUCCUCCCGGUCUCCAACCUCGACCUCAUCCUUGGCUCUUUCCAUAUCCACCUCGUGUUCAUCUACCCCGCCCCAGCCGCGGGCUUCCCCGCCGUCACCGCGCCCGCGCGCGCCGCCCUGAUAGCCUUCCUCUCCCGCUUCUUCCCCUUCGCCGUCCGCGUCGUGGCCGACGCCUCCACCGGCGUGCUUGCCGUCGCCUGCGACAACGCCGGCGUGGAGCUCGUGGUGGCGGAGGCCGCGGCGCGGCUGGCGGACGUCGCCUUCGCCGAUGCCGACCGCUCGCUCGCCCGCCUCGCGGUGCCAUUCCAGGACGGCCUCGCGCUGUCGCUGCAGCUCGUCUGGUUCGCCUGCGGCGGGUUCGCGCUGUCGUGGGGCACCGACCACCUGCUCGCGGACGGCCACGGCCUGACGGCGCUGCCCAACACGUGGGCGGAGCUGCUCCGCACCGGCGGCCUCUCGUGGGAGCCGCACCACGAGCGGGCGUCGCUCUUCCGCCCGCGCUCGCCGCCGCGGUUCAGCCCAUCGGUGGACGCUGAGUUCACGCGGUACGCGCUGGCGGGCCUCCCCAACGCCCUCCUCACGGCCACCCUCGUGUGCCGCAACUACGUGGUCUCCGCCGCGGAUGUCGCCCGCCUCCGCGCCGCAGCCAGCACCCCGGCCCGCCGCGCCACCCGGCUCGAGGCCCCGUCCGGAGGCUCGCCGUCGACGUGGUGGCGGAGAACCCUUACGAAAUCUACAUCUUCCUGCACACCACCGACUAUUACUCCACGGAGGGGUACGACAUGCUUGCAGGCGUGCUCGCCAACCCGGCGGCGCAGCACGUCCAGGAGCUACGCAUCGGCGUCGCGAGCUCUGGCUUCGAGGGAUCUCCUGCUGCUGCACAUCACCAACUGCACGGACCUGGCGCCGCCGCCGCUCGGCGUGGCCUUCCCGCUGCUGGCCAACCUGGCGCGCGCCGCCGCUUGGCGGGGCUUGCAGAUGCAGAUCUUCUUUCCCCCAUCCACCCCAACCUAUCUUAUCUCUUACCCUAACCCGUCCCAACCCUUUGACAUAUAG
Messenger RNA from Panicum virgatum (switchgrass), 1137 nucleotides. Its product is annotated as hydroxycinnamoyltransferase-like. The record is from RefSeq and is a predicted model, not a curated record. Gene Ontology annotation, molecular function: acyltransferase activity, transferring groups other than amino-acyl groups. The transcript is spliced from 2 exons. NCBI's taxonomy places the organism in Eukaryota, Viridiplantae, Streptophyta, Magnoliopsida, Poales, Poaceae. Bases 1 to 1137 code for a protein of 378 amino acids.